AUGUCAGUUCGGUGUGGUUCGUCAGUUGUCCGUAAAAGCUGGUCAUUUGCCAUAACAAGAUGGUAUACGGUAGGAGUAAAUUCAGCGGAGCAACCGUCAACUUCAAAGAGGAAUGCUUCAUUUAGCUUGAGAAAAAUUGAUUUGGUGCCGGAACGUUUACAUCGUCAUUUAUUUGGUAAUUACCCGGUUCCGGAGAAUACCUUAAAGCAUGACCCAUUUGAAGCACUCGAUUUGCCACAGCUGAAUGGUUCAGAUCUGUUGGAUCAUUUUGAAAAUACUGCCAUCAAGCAGUUUGAACCAUAUCGUCGCCUCCUGGUUGAAGCAACAACUAUUCGAAAGUUACCUGUCAUCCCGGAGAAAUGGAUCUUUCAUCCUGGUUGGACAAGAUAUGGGAUGAACGAAUCACCAAAACAAGUUGAUCACCCACUUGAAGACUUGAUAUUUUUUGAUGUUGAGGUAUGUGUUCGGGAUGGAUUAUUACCAACUCUUGCUACUGCUGUAACACCAAAAGCAUGGUAUUCCUGGUGCAGUGAUCGAUUGGUGAAUGGUGGAGACAUUCCUGAACUAUAUCGUUUGAAUCAUCUGAUUGCAUUUGAAACAGAUGAAAAAGACUUGAAAUAUCGUUUGAUUAUGGGGCAUAACGUAGCUUUUGAUCGAUCCAGAGUCAGGGAGCAAUAUUAUAGAAAGGGAACGAAUACACGAUUUUGGGAUACGAUGUCAAUGGCAAUACCCAUAUAUGGGAUGGCAGACCAUCAGGUAGCUCUGUACGAGAAGAAAGAUACCGAAGUGGAUGAUUCCGGACCAGUCGGUUGGAUUGAUUAUUGGCGAUCGCUUGUAUGCAAAAACUCAUUAAGUGCAUUGCACGAAAAACUAUGUGGUACCACUUCGUUGAAACCAUUGAACAAAUCACUCCAAACAUUUUUCGUGAAGGAACCCAUCGACGAAAUACGACGAUCAUUUCAGGAUCUUACUACAUAUUGUGCUUACGAUGUUGUAGCUUGUUUCGAACUAUACCAGGUUUUAUAUCCCGAAUUCAGAAAAAGAUUUCCUCAUCCGGUAACAUGGCAAGGGAUGCUUGAAAUCGGCAAUGUUUAUCUACCUGUUACGAAGAAUUGGCGGAAAUUUUUCGACCUUAAUGAAACUCGCGCGAAUCAUGAAAAUAAGAUCGCUGCAAUUGGAGUAGUAUAUGCAGCAAAAGAACUAGUAGAAAAAUUGGAAAAGCCGAUUCAAUCAUACAAACAUGACCCAUGGAUGUGGUCAGUGGAUUGGAGCAUUCGCAAAGGAGAGAAGUUUCCCAUAUGGUAUGAAUCGUUGCUGCGUACUAAGAAUCUUGUCCAUACGCCAGUAGAAGAGUUAUCCCAGGCAGAUGUGAAAUUGAAAAGCCGUGUUGUACCACGAUUAUUUGGACUUUGUUGGGGACCAUAUCCAUUGCACUACAAGACUGAUAAGGGUUGGGGAUUUUUGGUCCCAAAAGAUUCUCGUAUUGCGUUAUCAGAUGUGCCAGAAAUGGAAGAAGUUAUAUUAAGGCGACGUGUAAAAGUCACAAUUCCUGUGAAGGCAAUUCUUAGCGUAAUACAACAAAAUAUAGCUGAGGGUAUAGGAGAUGUUGUGCUAACACAUUCGCAUUCAUCAAUAAGCAUCUUUGGUUUUCAUAAAUUACCACAUCCUAAUGGUGAACAUGAUAAUGUUGGUGAUCCAAUUUCAAAAGCAUUUCGUCUGGAAAUUGAAGAAGGUGUUUUACGGCCGAUGCGUUACAAAAAAGAGUUUUUAGAUUUAUAUCGAGCAAGAAACACUACACGAUUUUGGAACAACUAUAGGGAUCGAUUUCAAGAGCAGGUAACAGUUUGGUUUGAUGAAAAUGGUGAUGAGGGAGCUAUUGCGCCAUCGAUCAUUCCAGCUGGUACAGUAACAAGACGAGCUGUUCAUAAACUUUGGUUGACGGCUAUUAAUGCAAAGGAUGAUCAAAUGAUAGGUACCAAUUUGAAGUCAAUGGUAGAAUGUCCUCAAGAUUGGCAUAUAGUUGGUGCAGAUGUUGACUCACAAGAGCAGUGGAUAGCAGCAAUGUUAGGUGAUUGUUGUGUUGGCAGAGGUAUAGCUGGUGCAACUCCUUUCAGCAAUAUGCUUUUGGCAGGUCGUAAGGCUGAUAAUAGUGAUUUGCAUAGUGUUGUUGCAAAGGAAGUUGGCAUUAGCAGAGAUAAAGCAAAGGUGCUGAAUUAUGCACGGCUUUAUGGUUCGGGUGUAGCACAUGCGGCUGAAUUUCUCAUGCAGUCAGGGAUGAAUAGCGAGAGAGCAUUAAGUGUAAGCAAUAAAUUGUUCGCUACUACUAAAGGCAAACGAUUCAAUUUUUUGAAAUUGAAUGAAAAUUACAACGAUUAUUUUCGUUGGUACAUCGAUAACCUGUGCACUUCAAAAAUGAAGACAUACUAUUUGUAUGCAAAUGGUAGUUAUUUCUUACCUGAAUAUCGCAUCCGGCAAGGGAAACUGACGCUAAACUUUGAAGACUGGCUUUAUGAAGGUGUAUGGAAUAAACUACGCGAAAAAGGACAAGAUGAAGUCGAUUUCAGCAAAGACUGGUUAAUUAAGCAAAUUUAUGACGAGUGCACUGAAUAUCAGCUCUAUACUGGGGGAUUUGAAUCUGAUACGUUCAAUUAUUUGGAGCUAACAUUGAAUAAUCCUAAACCAUGUACUCCAGUAUUAAAUUGCCAGCUUGGUUAUUGCUUGACUCCGUUACCGAAGGAUGUCAGAGAUCAUGAAUAUUUCUUGAAGAAAUAUCGACGUUCAAUCAUAAAUUGGGUAGUUCAGUCAAGUGCUGUUGAUUUUCUGCACCUGCUUAUUGUAUGUAUGAAAUGGCUUUGUGAAAUUUAUCAAAUAGAGGCUCGGUUUGCCCUUUCAAUUCAUGAUGAAAUUAGAUAUAUUGUACCAGCAGAAGAUCGUUAUCGAUGUGCGUUGGCGUUAUCAUUAAGUAAUAUGUACGUGCGUGCUAUGAUUUCUCAAAAAUUAGGCAUCAGGGAGCUUCCAAUGUCAGUUGCAUUCUUCAGCCAAGUUGAUAUCGAUCGUGUACUUCGAAAAGAGGUUAAUUUAGUGUGUACAACGCCAAGCGGUGAAUGCAUUCAACCAGGUGAAGCAUUGGAUAUGAGCGCUAUUUUAAAGAAAACUGGUGGUACAUUGAAGAAAGUUGCAGUGGCAGAGGUAUAAGAGAAAACAUUCCAGAAAACACUGAUACAUUUGACUCUGGAGCAACACAUUGUUAUUGUCAAUUAAUGCAGGUGAUGAUAUCAUGUUAAACCUUAUCGUUGUUGAAUUUAACUUGUAUAUAUAUAAAUGUUGAUUAUCAUAAUAACAAGGUCAAGAGCGUUGUUUGUUUAUUACAAACGAUAUGAGAUUGUCAAAAAUAUCUGCUAUAAUGUAUCCAUUGGUUCUAACACUAACUGAAACUAGUAAUAGACGACAAGUGAUAUUAAAUAUUAAUGUUAAUACCCGUAUGAAGGAUACAGUAAUCGCAAAAGGAAAACAAAGAUGAC
Loa loa (African eye worm) is the source of this 3521-nucleotide messenger RNA. RefSeq lists its product as hypothetical. The record is from RefSeq and is a predicted model, not a curated record. Gene Ontology annotation, cellular component: gamma DNA polymerase complex; mitochondrion. Gene Ontology annotation, biological process: mitochondrial DNA replication; RNA processing. The transcript is spliced from 22 exons. Gene Ontology annotation, molecular function: 3'-5' exonuclease activity; DNA-directed DNA polymerase activity; RNA binding. The coding region runs from base 1 to 3195 and encodes 1064 amino acids. Lineage: Eukaryota; Metazoa; Nematoda; Chromadorea; Rhabditida; Onchocercidae.